CGGACUCCCCGCGCCACAGCCGCUGCAGUUCCCUCCACUGUGGUGGCCCCGCGGCCCUGCGGGGAGUCCGGGGGUCGGCUGGACGCUCGGACUUGGUGCAGAGCCGGCCCCGCCUCUCCCUUCUUCAGUGGGGCCUAGACGGUCGGGGCCGCGGUGACAUGGAGCCCUCUCCUGCCACAGGGGGCUCGGAGACCACUCGCCUGGUGAGCCCCCGGGACCGCGGCGGCGCCGGUGGCGGCCUGCGCUUGAAGAGUCUCUUCACAGAGCCCUCGGAGCCCCUCCCUGAGGAACCUAAACCUGAGGAGAUGCCCUUCCACCAUUGCCACAGGGACCCCCUGCCCCCGCCGGGCCUCACCCCCGAGAGGCUGCAGGCGCAGAGGCAGCUGUGUGCGGCCUGUGCUGUGUGCUGCGUCUUCAUGGCCGGGGAGGUGGUCGGUGGGUAUUUGGCGCACAGCCUGGCCAUCAUGACAGAUGCAGCCCACCUCCUGGCGGAUGUGGGCAGCAUGAUGGGCAGCCUCUUCUCCCUUUGGCUCUCAACCCGUCCAGCCACCCGCACCAUGACCUUUGGCUGGCACCGCUCAGAGACUCUGGGGGCUUUGGCCUCCGUGGUCUCCCUCUGGAUGGUCACUGGCAUCCUCCUGUACCUGGCCUUCAUCCGCCUGCUGCACAGCGACUACCACAUCGAGGGGGGUGCAAUGCUGCUGACCGCCAGCAUCGCAGUCUGUGCCAAUCUGCUAAUGGCCUUUGUGCUGCACCAGGCCGGGCCCCCCCACAGCCACGGGUCUAGGGGGGCGGAGUAUGCACCGCUGGAGGAGGGGCCGGGGGAGCCCCUGCCCCUGGGGAACACCAGCGUCCGGGCAGCCUUUGUGCAUGUGCUGGGGGACCUCCUGCAGAGCCUUGGGGUACUGGCCGCCUCUGUCCUCAUCUACUUCAAGCCUCAGUACAAGGCAGCUGACCCCAUCAGCACCUUCCUCUUCUCCAUCUGUGCCCUCGGAUCCACAGCUCCCACCCUCCGAGAUGUUCUUCGUGUCCUUAUGGAAGGUUCCCCCCGAAGUGUGGGGUUUGAGCCCGUGCGGGACACGCUGUUGUCGGUGCCAGGAGUCCGGGCAACUCAUGAGCUGCACCUGUGGUCCCUUACGCUCACUUACCAUGUUGCCUCCGCACACCUGGCUAUUGACUCCACGGCCGACCCUGAAGCUGUCCUGGCUGAAGCCACAUCCCAGCUCCACUCCCGGUUUGGAUUCUCCAGCUGUACCCUGCAGGUUGAGCAGUACCAGCCCGAGAUGGCCCAGUGCCUGCGCUGCCGGGAGCCCCCCCAGGCCUGAGCCGAGGCCCUGCCCUCACCCCACUGCCAGGCCCUGGCUCAGCCCUGGACUCUCAGUACCUGCCUCCCCGCUCUCCGAAAAGGGACAGAACUGGGCCCAUACCCCUUCCUCUCUCCCUCCUUCCACCUGCCGGCGCCCCAGCCCCCAGCCCCAGUGGGCAAGACCAAAGUGGGUGUGGGGGGCGGGCAGGAGUCAGGCUGAAUGGGAAUCAAUUGGUGGGGGUGUGUAGAAGCCCCUCAGUCCCCACUCUAUGGUCUGGGGAGCACAGGCGUCCUCUCCAUGCAGUUCAUUUGUCUGUGUGGCAGGCUGGCUGGCUGGCUGGCUGGGGGCAUCUGCCUGUCUGUGUGCUGUUGGUGUGCCUAUGCCUGGGGGAGGUCAGCAGGGGCCCCCUCCCCACGUGGCCCUCGCUCUGUCUAUGCAGGAGCCCCAAAGCCCGCACUUUGUCCGUGUGUUCUAGCCCUGUGGUUUUGUCUCCGUGUGUGUGUGUUUCUUGGUGCUGUGGCCUGUGUGUCUCUGUGCCUAUGUGGCUGUGCUAUAGUCUCUCUGAGUCUGCACCAUCCAUGUGUCCUUUUGGGGGUCUGUCUGUCCAUCCCUCUGUUGGUGCUGUGCCCUCGGCUAUCCCAGAGAGAGGGAGGACUCCGCUGCAGCUCCACCAAUAAACUUGUGUCUAACUGCA
This is a messenger RNA of Panthera uncia (snow leopard), 2001 nucleotides long. It is a transcript of the gene SLC30A3, whose product is annotated as solute carrier family 30 member 3. The record is from RefSeq and is a predicted model, not a curated record. Gene Ontology annotation, cellular component: plasma membrane. Gene Ontology annotation, biological process: response to zinc ion; zinc ion transmembrane transport. Gene Ontology annotation, molecular function: zinc ion transmembrane transporter activity. The transcript is spliced from 8 exons. Lineage: Eukaryota; Metazoa; Chordata; Mammalia; Carnivora; Felidae. The coding region runs from base 159 to 1325 and encodes 388 amino acids.